UGAAGCUCCACAGUUUGGACAUUGUCGACGUCGAGACACAACAUCCUGGACGCGGUUCACCAAGACCACACCACCAAUUCCCACGAGACGGUCGCCCCUCUAAUUCCUUGAUCCCAAGAUGGCGUCCGAUUCUUCAAUCACCACCGCCAGGCAGGCCACUCGCGAGGAGAUGCGCGAUGCCAAACUCCCUCUGGCCUACCGCGACAGCUGUGCCCACCUCCUCAUUCCGCUUAACCGGUGUCGCUACGAUACUUACUACCUGCCGUGGAAGUGCGAGGACGAGCGACACACAUACGAAAAGUGCCAAUACGUCGAGUUCAAGAAGCGCGUCGCCAAGAUGGACGAGUUGAGGGCGGCCAAGGGUGGAGCGCGGAGCAACUGAUUUGAUUUCGAUCAAAUCAUUGGGAAAGAAACGGCACGAGCAAAACGAGCAAGGGCACGGAACACAGGACGCACGACGGAGACACAGCACAGCGCGAGGAAAACAGGAUCGCGAGACCACACCCCGCCCUGUACAUAUCUUAGAGACGGGCACGAUAAUGAGAAGGGUCAAUGAGCAUUGGAGGAUGACCUCUGAACCAUCGCGAGUUCCACUUGCUCCCACGACCAUAUCCAUGCAAUGGGCCCCCCCAACUCCACUGGCUCGAGUCAUGACUGUGGAUUGCAGGGCUGUAGGGCUGAAGUCAGUGCGCACUUUCACGAACUGGAACCGUCGACAGGAAGUUUGGAACAGACGCACAAUUGCGUGUGGUGCUACACUUCAAAGAAAGGAUUGAACGUCAAUCGGUAUCCGUAAAGGUUGGGAAUUUUGAAGCGAAAAAAUGUUGACCGGAACAGGAACAAUGCACUGUCCGACGGGUUGCCGAUCCUACACAGUCACAGCACCGAAACCGGAGCGGAUGGAGAUCCAAGGUCAAAUGCAAAAGUGGUUGACAACACCAAAAUCAAUCAUGUCUGACAAUGUGCGGCAUUCAGCUUUGGGCCAAUCGAUCAUGGGGUUCCUCUGUUAUUCAGCACCGCAAAGGGACAAAUAAACUGCGCAGGAAAUGUCAUACAAUCUUAUCAGAAGAAGGAUACCAGCACUGAUGGCUUCGUGAGUGGCAAAAGCUUGUCAUGGAGACUUAAAGUGUAGCAGCCAUGCCCUUAUCAAAUCCCGACUUACGCCAUGCACCAUGAUACCAAGAC
Neurospora crassa OR74A is the source of this 1185-nucleotide messenger RNA. Its product is annotated as NADH-ubiquinone oxidoreductase B18 subunit. Gene Ontology annotation, cellular component: mitochondrion. The transcript has 4 exons. Bases 119 to 382 code for a protein of 87 amino acids. The record is from RefSeq and is a predicted model, not a curated record. NCBI's taxonomy places the organism in Eukaryota, Fungi, Ascomycota, Sordariomycetes, Sordariales, Sordariaceae.